Molecule: messenger RNA, 993 nt
Organism: Ceratitis capitata (Mediterranean fruit fly)
Lineage: Eukaryota; Metazoa; Arthropoda; Insecta; Diptera; Tephritidae
Product: ecdysone receptor-like
Exons: 2
Coding region: 282-971 (229 amino acids)
Source: RefSeq, a predicted model, not a curated record
AUUAAACAAAUUUUAGUUUCCAAAAAAACUGCAAGCAUGUAUUUUGUGCACAAAUUAGUGCGCAAAAAGUAACAAAUUUUUAACAAAACAAAAAAAAAAAGCGAAAGAAAAAAAUUUCCAACAUUUUCGAUACAAAAUUUCGAUAUAGAAUAUUUAGUGCAUAAAGUUUAAGUCAAAAGCACAGUGCAAAAAUAAUAAAUAAUUCAACAAACUUUUCCACCACACCUUUACACCAAACCACACAAAAAUCUACCACCCUGACUGGCCAUACGCAGACGACAAUGAUGAAGCGACGUUGGUCGAAUAACGGCGGUUUCGCCUUACGCAUUCUCGAAGAAUCUUCAACGGAAGUGAGUUCCUCCUCCAACGGGCUUGUGCUCAGCACUACACUCUCACCCUCACCGCUCGACUCACCGGUUUACGGUGAUCAGGAUCUUUGGUAUGAUGCCGCAUUUAAUGGACAUGGUGGUGGUGGUGGAGGUGGUGGUCACAGUGUGAUCACAUCAGCACAUAGUUGUGCCGCCUUACUGCCACCACAAACGUCUAUAAUACCUUUGGGCGGUGGCGUUAAUAACACGAAUAUGAAUGGUGCUGGCAACCCUGGCAUAAAUUUCGGUGGUAGUGGUGGUGGUGUUAAUGGCAUUGUCGGCGGUGGCAGCUUGGCGCAUGGCAGUCAGUUGGGUAAUGGACAUCUUGGAAAUCAGCUAAAUUCACAUAAUAACAAUAACAACAAUAUGAAUAUGCAUAACAACAAUAUCAACACCACGAAUAUGUUGCAUGCAACACUGAAUCAGGGCCUGAUAAAUGGCCUGAUGAGUGGUGUACUGGGUGUGAGUGGUGGCAUGCAACAUAAUGGACUCAACAUGCAGCAACAUACGCCGCGCAGUGAUUCGGCAAAUUCAAUAUCGUCAGGUAUGUUUUCAAAAAUAUUUUUAAACUUAAAUUCUUAUUGGAUUCAUAUAAAUGGGUAAGUAGUAAUUGAAAUAAAAUAAA